Messenger RNA from Brachypodium distachyon (stiff brome), 3375 nucleotides. RefSeq names its product protein NRT1/ PTR FAMILY 5.16. The record is from RefSeq and is a predicted model, not a curated record. The transcript is spliced from 7 exons. Gene Ontology annotation, cellular component: membrane. Gene Ontology annotation, molecular function: transmembrane transporter activity. Gene Ontology annotation, biological process: transmembrane transport. Bases 142 to 3324 code for a protein of 1060 amino acids. Lineage: Eukaryota; Viridiplantae; Streptophyta; Magnoliopsida; Poales; Poaceae.
AACGACGCAUGUAACCACUCUGGCCGCAUCGCGUAUACUCUUUCCAUAGGCCGGCAAGAGCUACUUUAUGCCCUCAUACCGAAACAAAAACUGUACUUAGCCGUCCACAGAUCGAUCCCCGCCUCCCCGGACGGUAAGGGAAUGGACUCCGGCGCGCUCCUCCUGCCUCAGGGCGAGCAGUCCACCAGCAGCAAAUCCGGCGGCCGCGGCGGAUGGCCGGCCGCGCUCUUCCUCCUCGCGGUGGAGUUCGUGGAGCGCGUCGGGUUCUACGGCGUGCAGGGCAACCUGAUCAUGUACCUCACCGGCCCGCUGGGCCUGUCCACCGCGGCGGCCGCGGCCGGCGUGAACGCUUGGGCCGGGACGGCCUCCAUGCUGCCGCUCCUCGGCGCGCUCGCCGCCGACUCCUGGAUCGGCCGGUACCGGGCCAUCGUCGCCGCCGGCGUCCUCUACCUAGUGAGCUUCGGGAUGCUGACGGUCUCAUCCAUGGUACCACCACAUCACCCUCCCGGACCAGCGGCAUGCCAAGACUCAUCGGCCGCCUGCAGUGCGCCGCCGUCCCCCGUCCGCGCAGCGUUCUUCUACGGCACAAUCUACAUGGUGGCGCUGGCGCAGGGCUUCCACAAGCCAAGCGCGCAGGCCCUCGGAGCCGACCAGUUCCCCACGAGCGCUCCGGGCGGCGUCGCGUCCCGGAGCUCCUACUUCAACUGGCUCCACUUCUCCAUGUCCACGGGCUACAUCGUCGCCGUCGUCGCCCUGAGCUACGUGCAGGACAACGUCGGCUGGGCCGCCGGGUUCGGUGCGUCCUGGGCCAUGAUGCUCGUGUCCCUGUCCCUCUUCUUGCUCGGCACGAGGAAGUACCGUAUGGAACAGCAGCCACACGACCGGCUCACCAAGGCGUUCGCCGCGACGGCACGGGCAUGGACUGCCAGCAUCUUUCGUCGCAGGGACGCCAUGGAUACUGAAAGUUUAUUAACCCCAGAUAAACAGCAGGAAGGCAAGGGAGUUCUGGUUAAGCUGCUUCCGAUAUGGCUGACGAGCGUUGUGUACGCAGUGGUCAUUGCGCAAGUGUCCACUCUGUUCACGAAACAGGGCAGCAACAUGGACCGGCGCAUCGGCACGGCCACGGGCCUCGUGGUGCCGCCCGCGGCGCUGCAGAGCUUCUUGGGCCUCGCCAUCAUCGCCUCCGUCCCGGUCUACGACCGCGCAUUCGUGCCCCUCGCGAGGCGCCUCACCAAGCAGCCCUCCGGGAUCACGACGCUCCAGCGCAUCGGCGCCGGCAUGGCCAUAGCAUCCGUCGCCAUGGCCGUCGCGGCACUCGUGGAAGCCGCACGGCUCCGCACAGCCAGGAACGCCGGCCUAAUCGAUAGCCCGCAGGCGGCGGUGCCGAUGAGCCUUUGGUGGAUGGUGCCGCAGUACGUCCUGAUCGGCUUCGCCAACGUGUUCACCAUCGUCGGCCUCGAGGAGUUCUUCUACGACCAGGUGCCCGACGCGCUCCGGGCCGUCGGGCUCGCGCUCUGCUUGAGCAUCAUGGGCGUCGGGAGCUACGCCAGCGGCAUGCUUGUGUCGGCAAUCGAUUGGGUGACGAGGAGUACGGGGGAGAGCUGGUUUUCAGACAACCUGAAUCGUGCGCACCUCGACUACUUCUACUGGGUUCUGGCUGUCGUUGCUGCCCUGGAGUUGCUCGUGUUCUUGUAUUUUGCAAAGGGAUACGUGUACACUGACAAAUGCGACUUAGGAGACUCUAUGACAGGAGUGCCUGAUAGAAACGGUAAUCAAAACAUCCCUGUCGUCGGGUUCAUCGAGCGCCUCGGGUUCUACGGCGUGGAGAGCAACCUGAUCACGUACCUGACCGGCCCGCUGGGCAUGUCCACGGCGGCCGCGGCCGCCGGAGUCAACGCGUGGUCCGGGACCGUGCUGGUGCUGCCGCUCGUCGGCGCGCUCGCCGCGGACUACUCGCGCCUCGGCCGGUACCGGGCGGUCUUGGCCGCCGGCGUGCUCUAUCUGCUGAGCUUGGGCAUGCUGACGGUCUCAUCCAUGCUGCAAACGCCACGGCCUCAAUCCGCGAGCUGCCAAGGCACAGCCACCGUCUGCUCGCCACCGUCGACGACGCCUCCUGCUAAGCUCGUCCUCUUCUACGCCGCGCUCUACCUGCUGGCGCUGGCGCAGGGCUUCCACAAGCCGUGCUCGGAGGCCCUGGGCGCGGACCAGUUUGCCGGGCCGGACGGCGGCGACACCACCGGCGCGCGCGCGUCCAGGAGCUCCUACUUCAACUGGUUCCACUUCUCCAUUUCCUGGGGCUACGCCAUCGCCGCGAUCGCGGUGAGCUACGUCCAGGAGAACGUCGGCUGGACCGUCGGGUUCGCCGCGUGCUGGGCCACCAUGGUGGUCUACCUUGCCGUCUUCUUGCUCGGCACGGGGACCUACCGCGUAGAGCAGCCUGUCGAAGGGGCCUUCGCGAAGCUCGCCGGAACGGUCGUCGCUAACGUGCGUGCACGGGCGGCAUCCGCGAGCGCCUUUCUCCGGAAUGAUUCCAGCGCCGGUUACACAGAACGGUUUCUAACGACAGAAGAACCCAGGGAGGAAGGUAAAGGAGGCAAAGGAUUCCUCGUCAAGCUGCUGCCCAUCUGGCUGUCGAGCCUAGUCAUCGCAGCCACCACGUCGCAGGUGACCACCCUGUUCACCAAGCAGGGGAGCACGAUGGACCGGCGCCUGGGCGGCAUCGUGGUGCCUCCCGCGGCGCUGCAGAGCUCCAUCAGCAUCGUCUACAUCGGCCUGCUCCCGGUCUACGACCGCGCCCUGGUGCCCCUGGCGCGGCGCCUCACGGGGCACCCCGCGGGCAUCACGAUGCUCCAGCGGAUCGGCGCCGGCAUGGCGAUCUCCUGCGCCGCCAUGGCCGUGGCCGCGCUCGUGGAAGCCAGGCGGCUGGGGGUGGCCGAGGAAGCCGGGCUGCUGGACCGGCCGGACGUGGCGGUGCCGAUGGGCCUGUGGUGGCUGGUGCCGCAGUACGCCAUGAUCGGCCUCGCGGAGGUGUUCUGCUUCAUCGGGCUGGAGGAGUUGUUCUACGACCAGGUGCCCGACGCGCUCCGGAGCGUCGGGCUGGCGCUGUGCCUGAGCAUCUUUGGCGUUGGGAGCUACGCGAGCGGCAUGCUCGUGUCGGCGAUCGAUUGGGCGACGGGGAGGAACGGAGGGGAGAGUUGGUUCUCCGAUAACCUCAACCGCGCUCAUCUUGAUUACUUCUACUUGCUCCUGGCCGUUCUCGGCGCACUAGAGGUGGCCAUGUUCUUGUAUUUUGCAAAGCGGUAUGUGUACACGAACAAAAGUUGAUGAAUGAUCCUUACUUCCUUAUUUUCACAUCGGUAUAUUAUUUUUUUCUGA